AUGCAUUCUCUAAAGGACUGCUUUUGUUUGAAGAAAACUAGACAUCUGCUUGAGACCCAUGAUACUCUUGCUUCUGAAACUUGUUUUAGUGUGAAUGAUGUGGAGGCCUUAUAUAUUCUAUACAAGAGACUAAGCAGCUCCAUAAUUGAUGAUGGUCUUAUUCACAAGGAAGAGUUUCUCCAAGCACUUUUCAGCUGCAGCCAUAGGCAGAAUCUUUUUGCAGAUAGAUUGUUUGACGUAUUUGAUCUUAAGCGUAAUGGAAUUAUUGAAUUUGGAGAAUUUGUUCGAUCCUUAAGCAUAUUCCAUCCAAAGGCUCCUCAACAAGAUAAAAUCACAUUUGCAUUUAAAGUGUACGACUUGAAGAACACUGGAUACAUAGAACGCGAUGAGCUGAAGGACAUGGUAUUGGCUGUUCUCGAAGAAUCAAAAUUGACACUUGCAAAUGAUGCCAUUGAAGCAAUCGUCCAUAAGACAAUUGAAGAGGCAGAUCUAAAUGGUGAUGGACGGAUUGAUCCAAAGGAGUGGAAGGAAUUAGUUACGAGAUAUCCUUCUUUGAUAAAGAAUAUGACACUCCCAUACUUAGAGGAAGUAACUGUACUAUUUCCAUGCUUUGUCAUGACAAGUAAAGUUCGCGACUCACAAUUGGUAUAUGGAAACUAA
This is a messenger RNA of Solanum verrucosum, 660 nucleotides long. RefSeq names its product calcineurin B-like protein 7. The coding region runs from base 1 to 660 and encodes 219 amino acids. Gene Ontology annotation, molecular function: calcium ion binding; kinase binding. The record is from RefSeq and is a predicted model, not a curated record. NCBI's taxonomy places the organism in Eukaryota, Viridiplantae, Streptophyta, Magnoliopsida, Solanales, Solanaceae. The transcript has 8 exons. Gene Ontology annotation, biological process: calcium-mediated signaling.